AUGAGCGUCGCCCUGCCGUACCGCGACAUCAAUGUCCACUCGUCGCCCUCGCACUACGCCUUCUCGUCGCCCUCGUCGCCCUCGGCCCCCACGCUCGUCGUCGACCGGCCCUCGGGCGACAUCCGCCUGCACGAUGGCAAGCUGCUGGGCUCCAAGCGCGUCUCGAGCAUUGCAGGCAUCCUGGGCAUCAUCAAGCUGCGACUAGACAAGUACAUCAUCGUCAUCACAAAGGCCCAGCCCGUGGGCAGGAUAAAGGGCCACAUGGUCUACCGCAUUGUCGCGACCGAGUUCCUCUCCCUGCGCGAGAAGCCCCUGCACGACCCCGACGAGGACAACUAUCUCAGCCUGCUCAAGACGCUCCUCAAGACGUCGCCGCUGUACUUUUCCUACUCGUUCGACAUCACCAACACGUUCCAGCGCCAGGCCCACAUCGACCCCUCGACGCCCCUGUGGAAGCGCGCCGACGACCGCUUCUACUGGAACCGCUUCGUCUCGAGCGACCUGAUUGACUUUCGCGGCGGCCUGAGCGGCGGAUAUGGAAGGCACUCGGCCGGCCACCAGCCUGGCGCAGACCCGUACAUUCUGCCCAUCAUGUACGGCAUGCUCGAGAUCAAGAGCACGUCCAUCAAGGGCACGCCGCUCACCUUCAUCCUCAUCACGCGCCGCUCGCGCCUCAAGGCCGGCACAAGAUACUUUUCGCGCGGCAUCGACGAGAACGGCAACGUGUCCAACUUCAACGAGACGGAGCAGAUCAUCAUCCUCAACGACAAUGCGUCAGGGGGCCCCGGCGGCUUCGGCUCGAGCCAGAAUGGGACGGCGGGCGGCAAUGCGGGCAAGGAAACGCAGGUUCUUGCAUACGUGCAGACGAGAGGAAGCGUGCCUGUGUACUGGGCCGAAAUCAACACGCUCAAGUACACGCCCAAGCUGCAGGUGCGUGGAGUGGAGAGCGCUCUGCCGGCUGCAAAGAAGCAUUUCGCCGAGCAGAUCCGACUGUACGGCGACAACUGGAUGGUCAACCUGGUGAACCAAAAGGGCCGCGAGCAGCGGGUCAAGGAGGCGUACGAGCAGAUGGUUGAAAUGCUGCAGACAUCGCCUGCGGAGAAGGUCGAGGGCGACCGGGUGACGUCUGAGAAGUUCCACAUCAUCGACCCGGCGCAGAAGCAGACAUUGUACGACCGGCUGCACUACGUCUACUUUGACUUUCACAGCGAAACCAAGGGCCUGCGAUGGGACCGGGCCAAGCUGCUCCUCAACACACUGGAGCCGCACAUUGUCAAGCACGGCUACUUUUGCGGCGUCGACAUGCCUGGCGAUGCGGGGGGUGUCGAGGUGCGGCGGCACCAGACGGCCGUGGUGCGCACCAAUUGCAUGGACUGCCUGGACCGGACCAACGUGGUGCAAAGCAUGCUGGGGCGCUUUGUGCUGUCACGCAUGCUGAUUGACCUGGGGCUGAUGAGCCAAGGCGAGAGCGCCGAAGAAGACGCAGCGUUUGAGCACCUGUUCCGCAACAUCUGGGCCGACAAUGCAGACGUCGUGUCCAAGUCGUACUCGGGCACUGGGGCGCUGAAGACGGACUUUACGCGCCUGGGGGUGCGGACCAAGCAGGGCGCGCUGCAGGACUUGAACAACUCGAUUACGCGAUACUGCCUGAACAACUUUGCCGAUGGGCCGCGGCAAGACGCUUUCGACUUGUUCCUGGGCAAUCACCUCCCCAGCGACUCGUCUGGCAUGGGCAGCCAGCUCUUGUUUGCCGAUCGGCGGCCGCUGUUCAUCCAGUCGAUUCCGUACAUCCUGGCGGCGAGCAUCUUCCUGUUCCUCGUGGGGACGUUUACGCGACGGGCGCCUGACGCAGCCGUGUGGCCUUUGCGGCUUCUUCUGUUACUCUCGGUGGUGACGGCGGGCGUGUGCUUUAGCUUCAUCUGGGGCCACGGGACGCUUUAUGUCAACUGGCCCAAACUCAACCGGCAACCGCCGCAGAUUGAAGCGUACCAGGAUACCCUGUCCAAGGUGUCGCAGCAUAGCGUGGUGGGGCCACUGGUGGGCACAAAGCACGAGAGGGGAAAGAGCGAUGCGCGGUUGUUGGGACUGGAAGAGGGCAAGAAGAGGAUUGAGUAG
Messenger RNA from Exserohilum turcica Et28A, 2115 nucleotides. RefSeq lists its product as uncharacterized. Gene Ontology annotation, molecular function: phosphatidylinositol-4-phosphate phosphatase activity. Lineage: Eukaryota; Fungi; Ascomycota; Dothideomycetes; Pleosporales; Pleosporaceae. The coding region runs from base 1 to 2115 and encodes 704 amino acids. The record is from RefSeq and is a predicted model, not a curated record. Gene Ontology annotation, biological process: phosphatidylinositol dephosphorylation. The transcript has 3 exons. Gene Ontology annotation, cellular component: endoplasmic reticulum.